AUCGUCAUCACCUCGUCCCGUCCCGCGUCAACACCACAUCUCCAUCUCCACUCUCAAUGCGUCUCCAGUAAAUCGCUCUCCCGCGCUCCAUGAGCCCGCUUUCAAUUCCGCAUCCAAAAUGCUAGGCUUCACCGCCACGCGCACGCAAAUAGCAUCCUACCUCUUCGGCGUCGCCCUCUUCAGCAUCUCCUUCCUCGUCUUCCUCAACAGCAGCAUCAGCUUCGUGAUCACGCAGCGCAUUGGACAGGACCACGAUGUCGGCGAUGCGGUCGGGACACUGGGCUUCGCGGACGAGCUGGUCGCGCUGGUUGCGUGUCCCGGGUGGGGAUUACUGAGUGAUCGCGUAGGCGUGAGGAGUGUGGCUGUCCUGGGAUAUACGAUUGUUGGGAUAAGUUUGUGGGUUUUCGUCCAGGCGAAGAAUGUGUAUCCGCAGUUGUUGCUGGCGCGUUUGUUGUUUAGUUUGGGGGCGACUGCUACGGCGACUAUGGUUACCGCGAUACUGCCUACGAUGACUGUUAUGAAAGUUGUCCAAGAUCCGAGAUCUCCUACCCGCCGCCCCAAUGGCACUCAGCAUGCUAUGGCCCCUUCCAUCUCAUCCGAACUGACGAUAACCCCCGCGCGGUUUCGUUCCCGAACACCACCUCCGGAUGCGCCGGUAAAGAAAGAUACGGCAGCCUCCACAUCACACCUCGCUGGGCUGGUUGGCAUGUUUACUGGGUCAGGCGCACUAGUUGCUCUGCUCAUAUUCCUGCCACUUCCUACCAGAUUCCAGAGAGCUGGCGAGAGCGCAGCAGCAGCUGUAGCGGAUUCGUUUUACGUCGUCGGAGCCAUUGCAAUACUGGUAGCGCUUGGGUGUUUCUUUGGAUUACGGAGGUUACCUGGUGAAGAUGAGAAGAGUUGGAAACGUCUCGUUAAUAAAACUUCACACAAGAUUCCCGAACCUGCACCGUCACGCGAGGUCAUUCUGUCCUACCCUCAGUUAUUCUUGGAGAGCGUUCGUCUGGGCUUCACAUCGCCCAACAUUGGGCUUGGAUAUGUUGGAGGCUUCGUCGCGCGAGCUUCAUCCGUCGCUAUCAGCCUCUUCAUUCCGCUCUUCACUAAUACCCACUUCCUUCGUACCGGCCAAUGCCACGUCACGGAUCCCUCCGAUCCGGCGGACGUCAAAAACGAGUGUGCACGGGCAUACAAACUCGCGGCUAUGUUGACCGGCAUCAGCCAGCUCAUCGCGCUCCUCUGCGCGCCAGUAUUCGGAUACCUGUCUGCUCGCUAUCGAAGAUUUAAUCUGCCUCUACUGCUCGCUGCGGUCGCAGGCAUCGCCGGCUAUUCUGCCUUCGGAUCCCUUGCGAGUCCGGACCCUAGGAGCGAGGAUGGUUCCGGCGGUGUCUUUGCUAUCGUCGCUUUGCUGGGUAUCAGCCAGAUAGGAGCGAUUGUUUGCUCGCUCGCUCUACUGGGGCGCGGCAUCAACAACGAAGAGAGAAGCGAGGAUGAAUGGACGCCAACGGAGACCGCCAAUGGUACCAGUCAUCCCUCGGCGGGCGCAACACCACCGCGCAGUCCUACACUUACGCCGGCCUCGGAAGAAGCGCCGCUGUUAGGUCAGAACCUCUCAAGGCCACCUUCAUCUUCAGGACCAAAGUCGCAUAACCACCUCAAGGGGUCGAUAGCAGGCACAUACAGUCUGCUAGGCGGCUUCGGCAUCCUCCUCCUGACGAAAGCGGGAGGUGCGUUGUUCGAUUCUAGCGGGCCAGGUGCGCCAUUCUAUAUGAUGGCGUCGUUUAAUGCGCUCUUGCUUGUAGUGGGGAUUGGUGUUGCGGUGCGGGAGGUAAUACGUGGGAGGAGGAAACAGGAACAUGCGCUGCGAUGAGAUGAAUGUAUGCGUAAAGAACUAUGCGAUGCCAUUUUCUUGCGCUUUUGAUUGCUUCCGAGGUCUAUACGCAUGCAUUGAAGUGCAAUCCGCCGUCCCCUGCUCCACGCAAACGCAGUGCUUACGGCUAGGAGACGUCAAAAGUACCCUUGAGACGUGUGCAUAGACAGAGCUAUCCAGUGUAGGUAAUUUCUUCGCGGCCGAAUGCGAG
Molecule: messenger RNA, 2075 nt
Organism: Trematosphaeria pertusa
Lineage: Eukaryota; Fungi; Ascomycota; Dothideomycetes; Pleosporales; Trematosphaeriaceae
Exons: 2
Coding region: 119-1864 (581 amino acids)
Biological process (GO): transmembrane transport
Molecular function (GO): transmembrane transporter activity
Source: RefSeq, a predicted model, not a curated record